GCUGCUGCUAAUUCUUCCCUUACUUCUACAGCGCUAGUGUUACCUUUCUUUUUUUCCUGUGAUUUAUUUUUAACCCUGGCCAGUAAUUCGCCUCUUUUUCUUCCAUAAUCAUGGCUGCCGGUAAAGCAGCGACCUCUUUCGACGAUAUUAUCCGAGCCGGUCGCCAAAAGAAGAAGAAUGAAGAGCUAGCAAGUCAGAUCUUAGGAAAGAACAGGAGAGCUAGCGCGCCGGGCUCCGGCGCUGCUGGGAAGAAGGCUCAGAAUCAGAAUGCGACACCUGGGAGCCUAGCAAGCAGGAUCGGUGUCACAAAGCCUUCUGCAUCUACCAGCUCUAAACCGAAACCGAAACCAAAACCCAAGAACAGCAAACCGGCCGUGUCCGCAGCGCCUCCUGCACCCUCGAAAGCCCCGCGAUCCAAGUCCGGGAACAAACGCCGUCCAGAUGAAGAUCGCUUGAUUUCAGCUCUCAACCCAGCGAAUGGGCAGUCGGCAAUCCGGGAUCACACCGGGGGAAUAAGCAUCAAGGGGGCGAGCUCCGGGCCGUUCGUUGUCAUUGGAAGCAACUUUGCACCUGGUACCACUGCAGCAGACAUUCAAUCAGCCUUAGAACCGGUCUGCGGCUCGGUGAUGAAUUGCUGGAUUAUCUCACAGUACCCGGCUGUGACUGCUGAGAUUACUUUUGCGGAGAAGUGGUCUGCAGAGAAUACCGUCGCCAACUUUCACAACCAAAAGGCCGAUGGUAGGGUUCUUUCGAUGCGCUGGAAGCCAGCUGGAGCAGCGUCAGAUUACAGCCCUCAAGCAUCUUUCAACGACCUCCGUGAACAGGCCGACCGACAACGCCGUAAUCGCCACGCGGACCCCGCGAUACAGGAUGGAACAUAUGGAUUUCAGGACCAUGGACUCUACAGCGACCAGAUGAUGGUUGAUGUUCCGACUCAACCCCGUGGGAGACGGCACCGAUAGACUGGAGGACUACGUAUAUGUUGGUUAGGGCGCGACAGAAACAAAAUGAGACGUGCCAGUGUACGAUUUAAUCUUCUUUGCAUAGCAAUCUCUAGCUGGUGUUAUGGUCUGUACAAAUAUUAAUUCUUGCUUUGUCUUUGGCGAUAUGAUAACGAUAGAAUCACGUGCAUUGGAACUUUUUUGCGGA
This is a messenger RNA of Aspergillus glaucus CBS 516.65, 1149 nucleotides long. Its product is annotated as RNA recognition motif domain-containing protein. Gene Ontology annotation, molecular function: nucleic acid binding. The transcript has 4 exons. NCBI's taxonomy places the organism in Eukaryota, Fungi, Ascomycota, Eurotiomycetes, Eurotiales, Aspergillaceae. The coding region runs from base 111 to 962 and encodes 283 amino acids. The record is from RefSeq and is a predicted model, not a curated record.